UCCCGUAUCGACUGCGAACUUGAUGCGUCAUGUCUCGCCUGUGCAUUUCCCAACGACUGUGAAUUAGAUGAAUCCGUAGAAGUGAACUGUACGUCAGUGAAGGAGUGUGGGUCAAACCAGAUAAGCAUUAAACGAGAGGCGCUCUGCCGAUAUUGUUGGCAAUCCGAUCCAACCGAUUAUGAUUGCUUACCGCAGUCGAACUGCUCAACAACAAGUUCGAUGCUUGUACUAACAGAGUGUACGGUUCACCCAAAUGUUGUUUGCAAAGGUCGUCGGGUAUUCAGCAAACGAAUUAGAUGUAACUGGUCUUCUGGAAUCAGCUGGGCCAAAACUAUGUUCUUGUCCAUAACAUUGGGUGGUUUCGGUGCUGACCGAUUCUAUCUGGGUUUGUGGAAAUCAGCAAUAGGUAAGCUAUUCAGCUUUGGAGGCCUCGGUAUCUGGACAGUAGUCGAUGUAGUGCUUAUUGCGACUGGAUAUAUUCGUCCAGCAGAUGGGUCUUUGUAUAUGUAA
Angiostrongylus costaricensis is the source of this 510-nucleotide messenger RNA. The record is from the annotation of a GenBank genome assembly. NCBI's taxonomy places the organism in Eukaryota, Metazoa, Nematoda, Chromadorea, Rhabditida, Metastrongylidae.